AUGGCGCCGUCGCGGUGGCGGGGCUCCCUCACGGCGGGCUACCAGUUCUUCCUGGCGCUUGGGGUGCUCAUCGCCAACCUCGUCAACUACGCCACGGCGCACGUCCCCUGGGGGUGGCGCGUCUCGCUGGGGCUCGCGGGCGCGCCGGCCGUCGUCAUCUUCGUCGGCGCGCUCUUCCUCACCGACACCCCCAGCAGCCUCGUCAUGCGGGGGCGCGCCGACCGGGCCCGGGCGGCGCUGCUCCGGGUGCGCGGGCGCGACGCCGACGUGGAAGCCGAGCUCAGGGACAUCGCCAAGGCCGUGGAGGCCGCGAGCCAGAGCGAGGACGGCGCGUUCCGCCGGAUGGCCACCAGGCGCGAGUACCGCCCGCACCUGGUCCUCGCCGUCGCCGUGCCCAUCUUCUUCCAGCUCACGGGCGUCAUCGUGCUCGCCUUCUUCGCGCCGCUGGUGUUCCGGACCGUCGGGUUCGGGAGCAACGCCGCGCUGAUGGGUGCCGUCAUACUCGGCGCGGUCAACCUGGGCUCCCUCGUGCUCUCCACCCUCGUCAUCGACCGCUACGGACGGAAGGUGCUCUUCAUGGUCGGCGGCAUACAGAUGGCCAUGAACGUCUCCAUCGGCCUCUGCCUCACCUUCGUGCAGACGCAGUCGUUCCUUGCCAUGCUCUGGCGCUUCAAGCACGCCACCUUCGCCUACUACGCCGCCUGGGUCGCCGUCAUGACCGUCUUCAUUGCGCUCUUCCUGCCGGAGACCAAGGGCAUCCCGCUCGAGUCCAUGGGCACCAUUUGGGGGAAACACUGGUACUGGAAGAGGUUCGUCGACGACGGAAAGAGCGACGUGGCACUGACCUAA
Miscanthus lutarioriparius is the source of this 849-nucleotide messenger RNA. Lineage: Eukaryota; Viridiplantae; Streptophyta; Magnoliopsida; Poales; Poaceae. The record is from the annotation of a GenBank genome assembly.